Salvelinus namaycush (lake trout) is the source of this 2298-nucleotide messenger RNA. Its product is annotated as kinesin-like protein KIFC3. Lineage: Eukaryota; Metazoa; Chordata; Actinopteri; Salmoniformes; Salmonidae. The record is from RefSeq and is a predicted model, not a curated record. The coding region runs from base 4 to 1302 and encodes 432 amino acids. Gene Ontology annotation, molecular function: microtubule motor activity; ATP binding; microtubule binding. The transcript is spliced from 9 exons. Gene Ontology annotation, biological process: microtubule-based movement.
CCUAUGGCAGACCUGCAGAAGCGUCUGACAGCACUCCCUCCGACCCUGCGCACCAUGAAGACAGACUACGCCAGCCUGAAGAGCCAGGUCCGCAACUUCUCCGACUUCUACGGAGCAGCCAUCACCGACGCCAAGAAACAGAUAUCAGCAGCUGUGAGUGAGAUGUCGGAGGCCAACAAGGACCUCCUGGAGAAGUACAGGAAGGAGGUGGCACUGCGGAGGAAGUACCACGAGCAGCUGGUCGAGCUCAAAGGCAACAUCCGUGUGCUGUGCCGUGUGAAGCCGGUUCUGAAGGAGGACCAGCAUGAGGAGGGCCAAUCGGUGGUGGUAACCACGGACCCCAACAACGAAUCAGCUCUCUCCGUGCUGAAAGGGCAGGGCCGCAGCCAUAACUUUGAGCUGGACCGUGUCUUCCACCCUCAGGCCACUCAGGAAGAGGUCUUCCAGGAGAUCGAGCCCCUUGUGACAUCCUGUAUAGAUGGAUAUCACGUCUGCAUCUUUGCCUAUGGGCAGACUGGCUCUGGGAAGACCUACACCAUGGAGGGCAGCACAGAGAACCCAGGCAUCAACCAGCGUGCUCUGAAACACCUGUUUAGUGAGAUGGAGGACAGGAAGGACAUGUGGACGUACACCGUGACUGUCAGCUCUGUGGAGAUCUACAACGAGGUGCUCAGAGACCUGCUGAGUAAGGAUGGAGAGAAGCUGGACAUUAAGAUCAACCCAGAUGGAACAGGACAGCUGCACGUCCCUGGACUCAGGCUCAUAGAGGUCAAGAGCUUCCAACACAUCAAGAAACUUCUGGCACAGGCGCGUCGUAACAGGAUCACCUUCGGGACCCAGAUGAACCAGCACAGCUCUCGUUCCCAUGCCCUCCUCAUGAUCACUGUGCUGGGGACUGACCUGGCCAGUGGGGCCAAGACCACAGGCAAGUUGAACCUGGUGGACCUGGCUGGCUCUGAGAGGGUCUGGAAGUCAGGAGCUGAGGGAGAGAGGCUGAAGGAGGCCCAGAACAUCAACCGCUCUCUGCUGGCUCUGGGGGACGUCAUCCAGGCUCUGAGGGGGAAGGAGAAACACAUCCCCUUCAGAAACAGUCGCCUCACAUACCUGCUGCAGGACUCACUGGGCAAGGGCAACAAGACGGCCAUGGUGGUGCAGGUGUCUGCUCUGGAGAGUAACGUGGGAGAGACCAUGUGUUCUCUGAAGUUUGCUGAGAGGGUUUGUAAGGUGGAGCUGGGGCCUGCAGCCAGGAAGAUACAGAGAGGAGGGGGAAGCCAUCAGUGUGACUCAAACUCCCCUUCCUGAAAUCAUCCAACUUCCUGUUCCCAUGGACAACCAGGACUCCAGGGACUCAACAGACACACAGCCAACCAAAUACAUCAACAACAACAAACAACCCCCUCUGCCCAGUCAGCCAGUCAGUCUAUCAGUCUGUCUAUCAGUUCGCCAGUCAGCCAGCCAGCCAGUCAGUCAAUCUAUCAGUCUGUUUAUCAGUCAGUCAGUAUAAAAGCUACCAGGUGUGUAUUCAGUGAGAUUAAAUAUUGAGAAUAUUGCAGAUUCUCUAGUCUACCGAUCAUAAUGUCUGUUCAUGUCAUGCACAGGAGGUUGGUGGCACCUUAAUUGGGGAGAACACAUGGUUUCCAGGUGUUUGAUGUCAUUCCAUUCGCUCCGUUUCGGACCAUAUUAUGAGUCGUUCUCCCCUCGGCAGCCUCCUGUGAUGUCAUGUCUGUUGAACGUUCUGUAACGUUACACCCACCUGAACAGACCCCAGCUUUAACAUUAAACCCACCUGAACAGACCCCAGCUGUAACGUUACACCCUCCUGAACAGACCCCAGCUGUAACGUUACACCCACCUGAACAGACCCCAACUGUAACGUUACACCCACCUGAACAGACCCCAGCUGUAACGUUACACCCUCCUGAACAGACCCCAGCUGUAACGUUACACCCACCUGAACAGACCCCAGCUGUAACGUUACACCCACCUGAACAGACCCCAGCUGUAACGUUACACCCACCUGAACAGACCCCAGCUGUAACGUUACACCCACCUGAACAGACCCCAGCUGUAACGUUACACCCUCCUGAACAGACCCCAAUUGUAACGUUACACCCACCUGAACAGACCCCUGCUGAGUCUAAAACUAUCCUGAUAAAGAAGGGCUAUGACUUGAGGUCUCCGUGACAACGUCAUCAGGAUAACAGAUAAGAGUGAAGGGAUAAGAAGGCUCUACUGUCUCCUGUCUGCUGCUGUUCAGAUAAGAAGUCUCUACUGUCUCCUGUCUGCUGCUGCUCAGAU